This is a messenger RNA of Schistosoma curassoni, 3279 nucleotides long. The record is from the annotation of a GenBank genome assembly. Lineage: Eukaryota; Metazoa; Platyhelminthes; Trematoda; Strigeidida; Schistosomatidae.
CAAACUUACGAGCGUUUUUGAAACAGUUUGGUACUGGCUACAGUAAACCUUCAACAAUCAAAUGAGUUCGGUCGUUAGAAGAGCUUCUCAUGCUGGUAGUUGGUAUUCUUCAGACCGUACUAAGCUUAACAACCAGUUGCAGAAAUGGUUGUCUGAAGUAACUGUUGAUCGACAACCAGCCCGUGCUAUCAUUUCACCACAUGCGGGUUAUGACUAUUCGGGGCCUUGUGCUGCGUUUGCGUACAAACAAAUAGACCCUCGUCACAUUAAACGUAUUUUCGUAUUAGGUCCUGCACAUUAUAUGAGCCUCAGAGGAAAAUGCGCUCUAUCCACAGCGGACUUCUUCGAGACUCCAUUGUAUUCCUUGUCAAUUGGUAGAGAUGUAUACCGAGACCUCGAAAAAACAGGAGAGUUUGUUAGUCUCACUUUGGACAAAGACGAAGAAGAGCAUUCCAUAGAAAUGCAAAUGCCAUAUAUAGCAAAAAUGAUGGAAGGUUACCAAGGCAAAUUCUCUGUAGUACCAAUUUUGGUAGGAUAUUUGACUCCAGAAAGGGAAGCAGUUUAUGGUCAGAUUUUCUCUCGAUACCUAUCAAAUCCCGAGAACUUCUUCGUGAUAUCUUCUGAUUUUUGUCACUGGGGAAAAAGGUUUCAGUACACCUACUAUGAUCAAAGUAAAGGAGCAAUCUGGCAAUCCAUACAAGCACUUGAUGAAACGGCCAGUUUCUCGUUAUAUGCAUUUACAAAACGCGAAAUAUGGCAUCAGACACCUUUUUCGAUCUCUACUUACAUAUCCAGUUAUAUGCAACGUCCGGCCAUUGCAGUCCGCAUACUGAAGUUUGAAAGGGGGUUAUCUAGACACGCAAUUAUUUGGUAUAACGAUACAAACGACACCAUUAAACUAACUAAUUUCUCUUUAAAUUCGAGGUGGUGUUGGAAAAGUAGAUUUUGCUUUACUUUACAGGGUACUAUUACAUGUAUUUUCUUACCAUUACUUAAUAAUUGGAUUAUGUUUUCGUAUUCUGUAUUCUAAGCUUCUGAUAGAUUCAAGUUGUUAUUAUUAUUCCUCUCUUUUUUCAAGUUGGUAAACUAUGAUUUUCUACCUAUAGUUUUUUUGCAUCUACUAAUGCGUGUAUGUAAACUGAUGGUUGGUUUACAUAUAGUAGAGGGUUGUCUGCUUAUUGUGUUCUACGGAUUCAAUAAUGGGAAAUUGUGCUUCUUAGGCCAACAGGCGUUAAGAAUUAUCUAAGUCACUACCUCAAGGUUAAUUGUUGACAGUCAGUAUUAUUGGUUAAACCUUAUCUUUGAUCUAUGAGCGAAAAGUAAACUCGGUCUCCCAAAUAGUAAACCGGCUUACAUUGUUGGAUUCGUGUCUAGUGAUUCUGGUCAAGAGCAAUCAAGGAUGCAACACUUCACCGUACCACUAGCAGGAAAAAAGCAUUCACACCGUCCCAAUCACAUUGGCAGAUCCAGGUUUAAAAUCCUUGUCCAAAAGUAUGUAUAACAUCAAUAGAUUGCCAUUAAUUAUAUGAUAGAGUCAGAGGUUGUGGUUGCCACAAAUGAUUCGGCUUUACUCUGAGAAGACCUUAGCUACAUGAUAAUUUUCAUUACUAUCCAAAACUAAUAUCUAGACUUCUUUUUGUUUUACUGUCGAAGCACAAUUUUCUACCGUUGCCAACAAUAUGACUCCCAUAGACCCUUUAGUUUUUUACUGUCCUUCAAUACAUUAACAAAUUCGGCUCAUUUAGUGUUACCUGGAAUGAUAAUAAUCUAGUCUUAUUCUGUAGUUAUCUGAAAACAUUUCUGCCAUAGAGAUGCUGUGUGGUCUCGUUGAUACCUAGACCUCCAACCUAAAAAUCAUCUAACAAUGCAAAUCAUUUUUCUAUCCAUCACAUCUGUCGUAGGCAAGAUGAUGGUUUGUAAAUGACUCAUCAUAAUACGCAAAUCAAUACCUGGCACAUUUGUAUAUUGAUUCAACUUGUCACCCCCCUUCAUUGGCAUAGCGAGAUAAAAUUGUCAAGACGAAUUCCAGAGUAACAGAUAUAGCAAGUAUGAGUGGUUAUAAGAAAGAUUAAGGGUUGAAGAUACGAUACGUGAAUAAAUAUCGGCCAGUGGAAUAAAAAGAUUUACCAGGUAAUUUAGAAACUUGAAAUCUAAGGAAAAACAGUGAACGGAUUGUAUACCAUUGUCAAUAAUUUUGAAUCCCUAACCAUAAGUUACGAUAAUCACGCGGACCCCAACCGGGCAGUCUGCAUCUACUUACACUAGUCAGUGUACUGAUGACAUGUCCUGGUCCUUAGAUUUCUUUGAACCUACUUCUACCCCCGCUAUCAUCGCAAGUCGGGGCAAUCAAUGGAUAGGUGUACGUAAUAGUUGUUCUGUCUCGCUCAAUGGAGAUUCACUUUACCAUUCUUACCUGGUAUUUUCAAAAUUGCUAAUUCGAUGGUUCCAAAAUAUAAGAAUGAUGCCUCGAAUACACUUAUGAUUAAAUACUGUAAAACCUUCAGAUAUCCUUUGCGUUUAAAGGUCACUUUCCUCAGCCAUAAAGUAGCGCAGAGCGAACUGCCAUACAGUAAACCCGUUUUUUGGUUGACAGAUAUCUCGUCUGUGCGAGAAGUGACGCAAGCUGGCAAACGCCAGUUCAUUAAAUUUAAACUGAUUCAGUGCGUUGAUUCUUCCAUUUCGGUGGAGUUCUAGAUGGUUCGCUUCCUGAUGAACUGUGACUGAGAAAGCAGAAGCCCAUAUGGUAUGGACCAUCCUUACAUAGGUGAUAGUGUCAAUAAGACACUCCGAUUUCUACUAAAAACGAGCGAAUUGCACAGCAGUUUGUCUGUUGCGUCAUCUAAGAACUAACUUCAAGAUGUGUAUUUUUAAGAGUAAUUAAAUGCAUUAUUUUUUGUGGCUCUCGAUCCUUUAAACUUUUAGGGGAUGGAGUUAAUUGAGCGACUUGCUCCUUCUGAAUUUACAAGUUACUUGGAGCAAUAUGGUAACACCAUAUGCGGACGACACCCGAUAGGCGUAUUACUGCAAAUCGUUACGUAUUUACGCAGGAAUAUGCCCAAUAACAAUUUUAACAUGAAGUUUGUACGAUAUGCCCAAUCAGAACACUGUAAUAAUAUGAACCAAUCAUCUGUCAGUUAUGCAGCUGGUGUGCUACAAAUAUCUUGAUAUAAGUAACUUUUCCUGGAUAUUAUAAUAUGUGUAUCGAUGUUUACAUUAAAGUAAAAAGUCACAACUUUAGGGAUUGUCAAUUUUACUUCAAUAUAUAACAAACUUUUUCUU